ACCUUCGUUGGGGGCGGCACAAGGGUCCUUGAAAAGCCAGAGGGAGCCAGCCCAGCAGCGGCCACUCAGGCUAGAAGCCCCGAGCAGAAGCGCCCCAUCUAAGGGAGAUACAAGCUGUCAGCGCGUGAGGAGUGGAAGGGCUAAUCUCCCUGGUGACCGCCCAGCAGCCAGCUGGCCGGGUCUGGAUCGGAGCCCAGGAACGCCGAGCACGGCUGGGGACUGAGUUCAGCGACGCGAGGCAGGGGUUAGGAUGGCAUGCGGGAGUCUCCUGUAGCGGUCACUGGGGCGCGAAGACUGUUGUGUGGACGCUGCCUGACAAUGCUGUCCCGGGUGGUACUUUCUGCCGCCACCGCAGCAGCUCCCUCUCUGAAGAACGCAGCCCUCCUCGGUCCAGGGGUAUUGCAGGCUACAAGGAUCUUUCACAAAGGGCAGCCAAGUCUUGCCCCUGUACCACCUCUUCCUGAAUAUGGAGGAAAAGUUCGUUUUGGGCUGAUCCCUGAGGAAUUUUUCCAGUUCCUUUAUCCUAAAACUGGUGUAACAGGACCCUACGUGCUCGGAACUGGGCUUAUCUUAUAUUUACUCUCCAAAGAAAUAUAUGUGAUAACUGCAGAGACCUUCUCUGCCAUUUCAACAAUAGGGGUGCUUAUCUAUGUAAUUAAAAAAUAUGGUGCCUCUAUUGGGGAAUUUGCUGAUAAACUCAAUGAGCAAAAAAUUGCCGAACUGGAAGAAGUGAAACAGGCUACUAUCAAACAAAUCCAAGAUGCAAUUGAUGUGGAGAAGUCACAGCAGGCACUGGUUCAAAAGCGCCAUUACCUUUUUGAUGUCCAGAGGAAUAACAUUGCCAUGGCCUUGGAAGUUAGUUACCGGGAACGGCUGCAUAGAGUAUACAAGGAGGUGAAGAAUCGCCUGGACUAUCACAUCUCUGUGCAGAAUAUGAUGCGUCAAAAGGAACAAGAGCACAUGAUAAACUGGGUGGAGAAGAACGUGGUACAGAGCAUCUCUGCGCAGCAGGAGAAGGAGACAAUUGCCAAGUGCAUUGCAGAUCUAAAGCUGCUCGCAAAGAAGGCUCAAGCGCAGCCAGCUCUGUAAAUGCAUCUGUCCCAAUUGAGACAGCUAGAAACAGUUGACUGACUAAAUGGAAACUAGUCUUUGUGACAAAAUCUUUCUGUAUUGCUCUCUACUGAAGUUAGUUUCCCUUUCCUAAAAAUGAAAAGUUUGAGUUUCAUAUAAUGAGAGAAUUAAAACAAUCUAUUGGCCAGUAAGGUGUUUCUCUCAUCCUUCUUGCUCUGCAUUUUGAGUUGUUCCAUGAUCACUUUUGAAUAAGCAGUUUGCUUUGAAUAAAAUUUGGUACCUGACUAAAAAUUGUCAAGUUAUAGUUUAAAUU
Molecule: messenger RNA, 1384 nt
Organism: Eubalaena glacialis (North Atlantic right whale)
Lineage: Eukaryota; Metazoa; Chordata; Mammalia; Artiodactyla; Balaenidae
Gene: ATP5PB
Product: ATP synthase peripheral stalk-membrane subunit b
Exons: 8
Coding region: 256-1089 (277 amino acids)
Biological process (GO): proton motive force-driven ATP synthesis
Molecular function (GO): proton transmembrane transporter activity
Source: RefSeq, a predicted model, not a curated record